GAAGACUAAGCAAAUGUUUAGUAAUAGUUCGGGCAUCUCAGAAGGAGCCAUGUUGGUUCUAAAAAAGAUUAUGCCCCCAGGUUAGCUCUAGAAUCCCUCAGUAAAUGUUUCUCAGGGUCUUACCUGACAUACACCACCUAAGUCACCCAUAAAGAUGUCUAGAAAACUCACAUAGUACAAUUCAGUCCAAGGCAACAAAGGGUCCUUGUGGGCUUUCUCUGUGUCAGGCAUUGCAUGGAUCCUGUGGGAAGAGGGUGCAAAUAUGAAGAAGAUAUAUCCCUUGGCCUCAACAAAUGCUAGGUAAAGGGUGGGAAGCAGAUACAAAGAUUCCUGAAGGUGGGUACGAGGCUGACUGGGGUAAGCCCACAGCAGAGAGGUCUAGACAGAGGAAUGCAGAAGCCCAGAGGAAAGAGAAAGGAUACCUAGGAAUAAAUUGCAAAAAUAUCACUUUUAUUGAUGAUUACUUUCCUUUUUAUUACUCUGAGUACUCAAAAACAUUGCUUACCAAUUCCGCUUCCAAAUGAACAUCGCGUGCCACACAGCAUAUGAUCUUUGUCCAAGGCAAAGGUCAAAUGGUAUUGCUAUCUGGAAAAUGUAUAAGCACGUGUGUCAGCAAAUGCUACCCAUUCAUUAUCUUUCUUAGGAGGGCAUCACUGGCAAUAGGUGUAGUUUUUUUUUUUUUUCAUGAAUGUGUAAAUACACGCCCUCUGCUGGGGCGGGCUUUGUGCCUGUACUUCUUCCACGGACUGACUCUAUUACACCAGCUCAGAACCCAAGCAGCUGGAUUGCCCUGGACUGCAGGUUUCCAAUGGCUGCCACAAUUUUGACCGGCUUUCCUCUGUUGUGUGUGUGUCUCCUGCUGACAUCUGGCUUUGCUGAGGCAGGCAAGCUGCUGGUAGUACCCAUGGAUGGGAGCCACUGGUUUACCAUGCGUUUGGUUGUGGAGCAACUCAUCCAAAGAGGGCAUGAGUUGGUUUUAAUCAUACCAGAGGUGAGUUGGCAACUGGGAAAAUCCUCCAAUUUUACGGUGAAGACUUAUUCCACAACUUACAAUCUGGAGGAGUUGAAUCAGAAGUUCAAGACUUUCUCCGAUUCUCAGUGGAAUAUUCGUCAACAAAGUAUACUUUCUAUGGUCUUAAAUUCAUCCAGUGACUUUUUUGAACACCUUUUUUUACAUUGUAAGAAUUUGUUUAGUGAUCCAAAAUUAGUAGAAUACAUAAAGGAGAGUUCUUUUGAUGCAGUGUUUCUGGAUCCUUUUGAUGUGUGUGGCUUAAUUGUAGCCAAGUAUUUUUCACUUCCAUCUGUGGUCUUCACCAGGGGAUUAUUUUGCCAUUUUCUUGAAGAAAGCACACAGUGCCCCAGUCCUCCUUCUUAUGUUCCUAGAAUUUUUUUAGGGUUUCCAGAUGCCAUGAGUUUCAGAGAGAGAGUGAGGAAUCACAUCUCCCACUUGGAGGAACAUUUAUUUUGCCACUAUUUUUUAAAAACUGCUUUGGAAGUUGCAUCUGAGAUUCUCCAAACAGCUGUCACACCAUAUGAUCUCUACAGCCAUACGUCAAUUUGGUUGUUAAGAACUGACUUUGUUUUUGACUAUCCCAAACCUGUGAUGCCCAACAUGGUCUUCAUUGGAGGCAUCAACUGCCAGGAGGGAAAGCCAUUGCCAAAGGGAGUCUUCAGGAGGGCCUCCUGUCAUGCAGAAUGACACCUGUUGAUGACCCCACACCCAGGGGCCGACAUGAGCCAGAGACCUCACAGAUGCAGUAAUAGAGG
This is a messenger RNA of Canis lupus familiaris (dog), 1767 nucleotides long. RefSeq names its product UDP-glucuronosyltransferase 1A8-like. Bases 689 to 1699 code for a protein of 336 amino acids. Gene Ontology annotation, molecular function: UDP-glycosyltransferase activity. The record is from RefSeq and is a predicted model, not a curated record. The transcript is spliced from 2 exons. Lineage: Eukaryota; Metazoa; Chordata; Mammalia; Carnivora; Canidae.